GCCAGGCAGAAGGAUCUGUGACAGUGCAGGGUACAACUCGAGGUUGAGGGGCAGAGAGAGGAAAACAUUUCUCCCGAUCCCGCCAUACUUCUACCACUAUUCCACCAUAACCACCAUCAAAUUAAUUCAAAUUGAUCCAUUCUACAUUGUGCGAUUCAUUCGCUUGGGUUGCUGCAGUCAAGGUUUCUCCACUUCAAUAUUGGACUUAAUCAGACUACAACAUUACCAUUACUUUAAACUUUUUUUCCUUUUUCUUUUAGUUUUACUUUGAAAAUAAAUGUAUUUCGUUUUCUUUUACUGCUUGUGGACAUUUGCAAGUGUUUUCAACCUGUGAUCAUCCUGGGUAGAUCUAUCUCGUUGCGUUUUCAAAGAAAAAAAGUUUUGUUGCUCAGAUUUUUUCAUUUCAAUUGGAGGACCUCUAUUUUUCAACAUGAACAAGCUAUACAUUGGAAAUCUCAAUGAAAACGUGACUGCAGAGGACUUGGUUAAAACCUUUGAUGACAACAAGAUUCCAUACUCUGGGCAGUUUCUUAUGAAAACUGGCUACGCGUUUGUUGAUUGUCCGGACGACCAAUGGGCUAUGAAAGCCAUUGAAGCAUUUUCCGGUAAAGUGGAGCUCCAUGGGAAACAUAUUGAGGUCGAACACUCUGUCCCUAAGAAGCAAAGGACCAGGAAACUCCAGAUCAGAAACAUUCCUCCACACCUGCAGUGGGAGGUGCUGGAUGGUCUGCUGGCCCAAUAUGGAACCGUUGAGAACUGCGAACAAGUGAACACAGACAGUGAGACUGCGGUGGUCAACGUCACAUAUGGAACUCGGGAACAUGCCAGACAGGCUAUCCAGAAGCUGAACGGCUACGAGUUUGAGAACAAUUCCUUGCGCGUCUCCUACAUCCCAGAUGAGACGUCCGAUGUCGACUCCCAACGCGGCCAGGACAACAGUCGUCGCCCCGGUUACGGGUCCCGUGGCCCCCGUGGAGGUUCCCCGGGCUCAGGCAUGCCUUCGAAACACCAGCACGCUGAUAUCCCCCUCCGACUCCUGGUGCCCACCCAAUACGUGGGGGCCAUCAUCGGCAAGGAGGGUGCCACCAUCCGCAACAUCACCAAACAAACCCAGAGCAAAAUUGACGUCCAUCGCAAAGAGAAUGCUGGCGCAGCUGAGAAACCAAUCAGCAUCCACUCCACCCCUGAGGGCUGCUCCUCUGCCUGCCGUAUGAUCCUGGACAUCAUGCAACAGGAGGCUAAGGACACCAAGACUGCUGAAGAAGUACCCCUGAAGAUCCUGGCUCACAAUAACUUUGUAGGCCGACUGAUCGGCAAGGAGGGGCGCAACCUGAAAAAAGUGGAGCAGGACACCGACACCAAGAUUACCAUCUCCCCACUCCAGGACCUGACCGUGUACAACCCAGAGAGGACCAUCACAGUGAAGGGACCCAUCGAGGCCUGUUGUCUGGCCGAGACAGAGAUCAUGAAGAAAGUGCGUGAGGCCUAUGACAAUGACAUGGCCGCCAUGAAUCAACAGACUCAUCUGAUUCCCGGAUUGAACCUUGGAGCGCUUGGACUUUUCCCCCCUUCCGGUUCCAUGCCCCCUCCCCCACCAGGCAACUCUGCAUCCCCCUACGGCUCUUUUGGGGCCCCUGAGCAGGAGACAGUCCAUGUGUACAUCCCGGCCCAGGCGGUAGGAGCUAUUAUUGGGAAGAAGGGACAGCAUAUAAAACAGCUGAGCCGCUUCGCUGGAGCAUCAAUCAAGAUUGCCCCAGCUGAGGCUCCAGACUCCAAGAUGCGAAUGGUCAUUGUAACCGGCCCACCUGAGGCCCAGUUCAAGGCUCAGGGCAGGAUUUAUGGCAAACUGAAGGAGGAAAACUUCUUUGGGCCGAAGGAGGAAGUGAAGCUGGAGACGCACAUCAAGGUAGCUGCUGCCGCUGCCGGCCGAGUCAUCGGAAAAGGCGGAAAGACGGUGAAUGAGCUACAGAACCUCACUGCAGCUGAGGUGGUGGUCCCUCGCGAACAGACCCCAGACGAGAAUGACCAGGUUAUUGUCAAGAUCAUCGGCCACUUCUACGCAAGCCAGUUGGCCCAAAGGAAGAUCAGGGACAUUCUUACGCAGGUCAGGCAGCAGCAGAAGGGAGGCAUGGGGGAGCGCCAGGGAGAGCGCCAGGGGCCACACCCACAGGUCUUGUCUGAGAUGGGGCCCUCCCAGGGACUGGCACAGGAGCCCCGGCCCCAGAGAAAGUGACGGGGCAGAGGGACCUUACCGGACAGACAGACAGAAAAACGAACGGAGGAUAGAUGAAUGGACGUAUAAAAGAGAGCGACACACGGACCCAGCGAUAGACAGGAGAGAUGCGAGUCAAACUGAGUCAGAGAGAGGAAACACCUGAGAGAGGACAAAGUUUAGAGAGGAAAAAAAGAGAGGCAAAGUCAACUUAGAGAAAACAGAGACCAGAUGCCAGGCCAGAGCGACUGACUGGGAAUGGUGAGUUGUUUGGAGGAGGUGGUAGGUAGAGGCGUCCUUGUGUGUUUCAGAGAGGGUCUCUCUCUCACACACACCAAUGGGGGUCAUUUGGUUCUCCUCAUAUGGAGAGCCACUACUUUCCCUGAUCACACUUGGAUAGGCCAGCCUACUUGAUACUAAACCCAUACUGAGCUCUUAACCAUCUCCAGCCAGUCCUAUAUUUUAAGGGUGGUUUUUUUAAAGAUAAAGAUAUAUGUAUAGAAAUGUUUAUUCAGAGGUAUUAUUAAUAGAAUGCAGUGGAUCGGGAUACGGGAGAGGGGGCGGGGAAGCCAUUGUAGUGGGGGCGGGGUCAUGGAUUAAGUGACCCUUCGUCAGCCAAUGAAAGUUCAGCAGAGGGGCCGCAGUUGUUAACACUGCUCUUUGACUCCUUCAUAGAAAUCUAAGAAGAAAAAAAAUAAAAUAUGAGGUUGUAAAUAGAAUCUUCAUGAAAUGUAAUGAAAUGCUGCGCUCAAUCGCCUUGCCUUUUGGGGUCACCUCGAGACUCAGGUCUGCCUCGUUUCCGAGACACUGUUUGUUCCUGAGGUCCCGAUAGGCGUCUGGUGGUCGGAGCAGUGAGAGAUCAGUAAGAGCGUGGAGGCCGCGACUAGUCCUGCAGUUCUAUUGCAGAGGCUUAGCUCCGAGACGCGGAACGUGAACGACCGUAAACUAGCUAGCCAUGCUCGCUGGCGAGCGGCCCACGCCUAAACGGCAUAUUUUAUAUAUAUUAUAUAUAUAUGAUAUGUGAGUUAACCCAAGUCCCUCGGGAGAAUGAAUUGAGGGCAAGGAGAAAUACUGUGUAGCAGUCCUGCAAUGACUGACAGGCAAGAGGUCUUAUUUGAUUUUGCUCGUUGCCUUUUUCAUGCUGACCCAAUUUAGACCCAAACCGGUUCUUUGGAAACCCCUGUGUGUUCUGGAUUUCGUUUUAUUGGAUCUACGAAAACGUCAAAAACUAAAUAUAUUGUUUAAUUUGAUACCAAGCAGGAUUGGGCCCAUACGUACUGAGGUCACAAACGAGUUAGGAGACUAGAUGGAAUCAAAAACAGUACACACAGCAGUCUUUGAGGACCACGACUGCAUGGGUCAGGUGAGUUGAUCCACAGUCCUUGCCUUUAGAUGGAAAGGUAAUAACAGUUAGUGGGGAUGGCUUCCUCUCUCUCUCUCUCCCCCCUCCGCUGAAGGCCUGCUGGUGACGCUUCCAGACCCCACCUAAUGAAGGAGGGGUAGAAGCAUGGGGCGCUCUCACCGUUACUAGAAAAGAUUAGAUAAAAUGAAAUUAAAAAUAAAAACCUACCUCAGGGUAUUGUUACCUCAGUAUUCCUAACUUUUUUUUUGCUUGCUGGUGUUUUAUAUAAAGCUGAUAGUCCUGAAUAUUUUUUAUUUUUUUAAGAAAAAAUAAAUACAUUUUUUUAGGU
Molecule: messenger RNA, 3903 nt
Organism: Oncorhynchus gorbuscha (pink salmon)
Lineage: Eukaryota; Metazoa; Chordata; Actinopteri; Salmoniformes; Salmonidae
Product: insulin-like growth factor 2 mRNA-binding protein 1
Exons: 15
Coding region: 431-2233 (600 amino acids)
Biological process (GO): nervous system development; regulation of gene expression
Cellular component (GO): cytosol; nucleus; cytoplasm
Molecular function (GO): mRNA 3'-UTR binding
Source: RefSeq, a predicted model, not a curated record